CAGGGCCUUCAAUCAAUUGCCACAAUUCUACCUCAUCGCUUCCGGAGCAAGAUCUUCUUUUCGGCGCCCUCGUUGGCAUGCGAUCAUUCUGGUCUGCCCGCAACAGUCAUAUCACUGCUCCAUCUUCUUCCGUUGACGGGCUCUACGACCAGAUCGCGGCAGUUCUACAUCGCUUCCAAAAAUACCUUCUCUUCUGCCGGCAGCAGUCACAUUACUACUCCAUUUUUUGCCGAUGACACGGUUUACGACCACGCGCUGCAAUUCUACGCCAUCAUUUGGAAGCAACUUUUUCUGGUCUGCCCAACAGUCACGUCACAACCCGAUUUUCUUCCGGUUAAAGGUCUACGACCGAUCGCUGCAAUUCCACCUCAAGGUUUUCGAAGCGACUUUUCAUCUGUCCGCAGCAGUCACAUCACAACUCCAUCUUUUUUCUUCCGUGACACGGUCUAUGACCAUUAG
Messenger RNA from Rasamsonia emersonii CBS 393.64, 459 nucleotides. RefSeq lists its product as uncharacterized. Lineage: Eukaryota; Fungi; Ascomycota; Eurotiomycetes; Eurotiales; Trichocomaceae. The record is from RefSeq and is a predicted model, not a curated record. The transcript has a single exon. The annotation marks the transcript as partial.